Messenger RNA from Adineta ricciae, 873 nucleotides. The record is from the annotation of a GenBank genome assembly. Lineage: Eukaryota; Metazoa; Rotifera; Eurotatoria; Adinetida; Adinetidae.
AUGAAUACUACUAUCCAUUCCACAAAUCUAACAUCCGUUAAUUACAAAUUAAUCAUUCCGAUCUCUAUGUGUUGUGCAUUGAUUUCUGUCAUUAUCUCGUCGGGAAUAUUACUUCUAGUCUAUUCUACUAGACGUUUACAUACUACGACACAUACUCUUGUUUGUAAUACGUGUCUGACAUCGAUAUUUUACAGUCUUGUUCAAAAUAUCAAUUAUAUAUAUCUAAUCUUUAUUUCCUGGGAUACAAGUGAUCUCUCCUGUCGAUUUCGAGCUUAUUUUAGUUACAUGUCCAUCGCAUCGGUGAUCUAUUCGUAUUUGCUUCAAGCUUUAUCUCGAUUAUUUUUCUCAAAAUAUCAUACUCAACAUCGAUGGGUACUUUCAUUUCGUACUCAUUAUCAAAUGAUAUUUAUUCAGUGGUUAUUCGUUAUGAGUAUUCCUUUAUCAACAUUGAUUAGCAAAGAUGUUUAUUAUCGACCAACGUUUCUCUGCUGGGUACCAGUGGCUAAACUUUUGCAUGUAGUUUAUACGAUAACGGCUUGUUAUUUGAUUCCAACAGUAUUGAUUAUUGUCGUUUAUUGUAGUAUCUACUAUCAUGUUCGGUACAUAGAGAGAAAUUCUGUACAUCAAUUUCGGAAGAUUCAACAGAAACGAAAUCUGGAAAUGCUCCGCAAUAUUUUAAUUCUGAUUUCGAUUUAUACAUGUGGAGGAUUAUCGACAUUGCUUUAUGUCAUCACUCGCAUUGAAAUUUUUUAUUCGAUGGGAAUUAUUUCAUUACCGGUGUCUGUUACAAUUGAAAAACUAGUCAUCCUUAUUCUCGAUAGAGAAAUUCGAAAACAUAUGAAACUUUAUUUUGAUCAAAUGAAGAAAAAGUAA